GCCGUAGCCCAGCGCGGAGGCUGGGCGAGGGCUCUGCUAGAAGAGAGUUCACGGAAGUGCAGGUUCUGGGAGGUCGCCGUGGGGUCAGGAGAAAAUCAAGUCCGCGUGUGGAUCUCUGCGUGGAGCAGGAUGAGAGGACCGAGGUGUCUUUCCUCAAGUCCAAGCUCCUCUCCUACGCCUUGUUUGCAAAUCUACUUUGGAUUUCGACAUCUCUUUUCGAUCCUGUAGAAAUGAAAGCUUUGGAGAUCUAAAAUGAAACACAUCUAAAUAGCCUGCAGGUCCUGGCUCCCUGAGCAAGAUACAUCAGAUGACGUGAGAAAGUUCCAGGACUCGGAUAUCAUCAUUAGUGGGAGCACCAUUGACCAGAGACUAAGAUUUCUAACCAGAAGUUUAGGGCAGUUUAAGAAGAGACCCAAGAGACAUCUUUGUCUUUGGCCAUUGCCCAAAAACAGAAGAGGAUGAUCAAGGACCAGGGAUCGCUGACCCUAGAGGAUGUGGCCGUGGACUUCACGUGGGAGGAAUGGCAGCUCCUGGCACCUGCCCAGAAGGCCCUGUACCGGGACGUGAUGCUGGAGAACUACAGCCAUCUGGUGUCCGUGGGAUAUCAGGCCAGCAAGACAGAUGUGCUCUCCAGGUUGGGACGAGGAGAACUCUGGACGGUAGAAGAUGAAAUCUGUGGUCAGAUUUGUCCAGAAAUGAGGAAAGGUGACUGUCAUCUCCAGGAGCACCUGCAAAAUCAAAGAUGUCCAAGGGGAAUGGAACGAUGUCACAAACAAAACGCACUUGGCAACAUCGUUCACUGGAGCAAAAAUAACUUUCCUUUAAGGCAAAAUCAUGAUGUAUUUGACUUACAUGGGAAAACACUGAAAUCAGAUUUAAGUGUGGUCAACCAGAACAGAAGCUGUGAAGUCAGGAACCCUGUGGAGGUUAAUGGAGAUAUGAAGUCCUUCCUCCAUGCAAAGCAUGAACAAUUCCAUCCUGAAAUUAAGUCUCCUGAAGGUGGACGUUCUGUGAAGACAAAUUCACAAUGUAUUAGGCACCUAGGAACUCCAAAAAUCAGUAAAGCCCACGUAUGCACUGAAUGUGGGAAAGCCUUCGUCAAGAAGUCCCGCCUCACCUAUCAUCAGAGAGUUCACACAGGAGAGAAACCUCACGGGUGCAGUGUAUGUGGGAAAGCCUUCUCCAGGAAGUCCAGGCUCACUGAACAUCAGAAGACUCAUAUCAGAGAGAAACAGUAUGCAUGCAGCGAGUGUGACAGAGCUUUCCCCAAGGUAUCACGGCUACUUAUCCAUCAGAAGACUCAUACAGGAGAGAAACCCUACGUAUGCAAUGAAUGUGGGAAAGGCUUCAUCAAGAAGUCUCGGCUUGUUAACCAUCAGAGAGUUCAUACAGGGGAGAAACCUCACGGGUGCAGCCUGUGCGACAAGGCCUUCUCCAGGAAGUCCAGGCUCGUCGAGCAUCAGAGAACUCACACAGGAGAGAAACCCUACGAAUGUACCGAAUGUGAUAAAGCCUUCCGCUGGAAAUCACAGCUCAACUCGCACCAGAAAACUCAUACAGGAGAGAAGUCUUAUAUAUGCAGUGACUGUGGCAAAGGCUUCAUCCAGAAGGGCAAUUUCAUCGUACAUCAGCGAACUCACACAGGAGAGAGACCCUACGUAUGCAGUGAAUGUGGCAAAGGCUUCAUCCAGAAGGGCAAUCUCCUUAUACAUCAGCGAACUCACACUGGAGAGAAACCUUACGUAUGCACUGAAUGUGGGAAAGGCUUCAGCCAGAAAACGUGCCUUAUCUCACAUCAGAGAUUUCACACUGGAAAGACUCCCUUUGUAUGCACUGAAUGUGGAAAAUCCUGUUCACACAGGUCUGGUCUCAUUCACCAUCGGAGAAUUCACACAGGCGAGAAGCCCUACACGUGCAGCGACUGUGGGAAAGCCUUCAGGGACAAGUCAUGCCUCAACAGACACCGAAGAACUCACACAGGAGAGAGACCCUAUCGCUGCGCUGACUGUAGGAAAGCCUUCUCCCACUUGUCCUGCCUUGUUUAUCACAAGAGGAUGCUGCAUGCGAGAGAAACGGGGAGCUUCAGUCAAGUUGGAGAAUCCUUUCUCAAAGAGUCCCGGCUCAUCACAUUCGAGGGAUAUUGUACAGGGGGAAGCCGCUGUUACCGUGGUGACCCUGCAGGCGCCUUCCGUGGCAGCUCAGACUCCAUCCCACAUCAGUGGGUUCCUGGCAGAUAGGAGCGUAGCCCUGGGGGGACAGCCAGGUGCCAGUUACACAGCAUCCGCGGGUCAUGUUUGCACAGAAUAGAAACCUAAUGAAUGCGGUGAAUGUGGCAGCACCUUCAGUGACCAGUUACAUGAUGUUUUAUGUCACAAAAAACACACAGGGAUAAACUGAAACAAUCCAGCUGGAAACCCUUGAAUAAAACCUCGCUCACUGUGUGCGGGUGAGUAUAUACCGAGACAAAUAUGAGCAGGGACUGGGAAAGCCUCUUGUGGAAAGACAGACCCUCUCAGAGCUUCAUGGGUCACGUACCAUCAAUGAGGUCAUAGUUGGUAGAAAUAUAAUGACUGGAAAAGCCCUUCCCGAGAAAAAAGACUUCAGUAGGUAUCAGAGUUCACACAGGAGAGAAACUGUCGGACCCUUGAAGGCAGUACGUGUAGCAGGGUUGUCAGUGGCACGUUCUGCCUCGUCAGUUGGCAGAGGGAAUAGUGGAGAAAUGAAAUUCUGGACUUACCAGCUGUGGAACAUCUUCAGCAAAAUAUCAGAAUGUGCACAAAGCGAAUAAACCCUGUGAAAAUGAAGAAAAUUUUAGAGAUGUCUCUAACCAUUCUAACAACAGUACGUCAGGUAAAAUACAUAGUGUACAUUUUAGGACAACAGACCUUGAAGCAACUCCUGGUUGGUAUGUCAGCGGCUCCUUACUUGAAAGGAGGUUGGCUCUGGUGUACGUCGUUGGUUAAAGUUCUAAUGCAGUGCACCCCCCUCUUUUGGGAGGAGGGGUGCAUGAGAUUCCUUUUCCCACCCAGGAUCAUUACGUGGCUAGCUCUGAGAUUCCUUCAGUUCUAAAUUUAUUCAAUUUAUUAUUUCAGACUCCCCAAAUCCUUCAGAAGGAAAUGGAAUACAUUCCAUUCAGUAAUGUAAUAGAGCAUGUUUGACAGAGCAUGUUUGCAUGCUUAACUUUAUAAAUCUCACCUGGAGGCACACAGCUCAAAAUUUGCAGACAACCUAUCAGCCGAGCUCUUGCCCUAGGAGACAGUUUCCAGCCUGUGCACACACCACUCAGAACAACUUCAACAACUAUUUCCUUUACCUGGUGCUGUUCUAGGACCUAUAGAUGAUGACAGUGAUGAACUUAACAGAAAUUCCUUGCCACCUUUGAGCUGGCAAUUUUUUAAAAGCUAGGUUUCAAGCCUGUAGCAGUUUUACCCUCCAGCAAAGAUAAUCAAAGGCUGUGUACACCUACAUUCGUUGAAAAGGAUGUAUAAUAUAAAGAACAAAAUACCCUGAUAACUUCCUGUUCAAGGGACAUAUUGGAUGGGAAACAGGAAAGAAUUCACUUAAUUUUACAUAAAAUAGGGUAUGGAUACUUAUUUUUUAAAUGUCCACAUCUCAUCACUUCACCUCGAUGAUAAAUUCCUUGACUGUUUAUAGAUAAUUGAAUAUUCCCCAGCACAUGGAAAAAUUGAGAAUUCAUUAUAUGUAGAUUUGAAAAUAAAUGAAGGUGAGUGAGUGAUGUAAGGGACUAAUCAAUCAAAAUUAUUUUUGUCAAAGAAGGAAAGAAGCUUCUGGAAAGAAAUUCCAAGGAUCACAAUUACUCCAAGAAACAUUUAUUUUAAAAAUAAGCCUGAACAGAGGCUCCUGCUGGAAUGUGAAAGAGCAGAGCAGAGGAGGAGGAGGGUCCGUAGAAUAAAACCAAUCAAUGGACGAAAAUAACUUUCAAAAUAGAGGAUGGUACGCGAGGAUGUGGGGAGGUGAGAUCCCUUUGGAUGUCUUGGAGGAAAAACGCUUAGAUUUGUCCGCAGGCCCGUCACCUUGUAGAGCUGCCAGCAUCUCAAAGAUCUAAGCUCUGUAACCUGAGAAAUUGAGACAUGUGGUUUAGCCUCAUCAUUUUCAUUGUCCUGGGAAGGGGGCCCUUGUCCUCUCUUCUAUACUCAGGGUUUUUCUCUUGAUCCAAUAAAGAUCUAUCCAGUUUAAAAA
Messenger RNA from Camelus dromedarius (Arabian camel), 4200 nucleotides. RefSeq names its product zinc finger protein 613 (gene ZNF613). NCBI's taxonomy places the organism in Eukaryota, Metazoa, Chordata, Mammalia, Artiodactyla, Camelidae. Gene Ontology annotation, molecular function: RNA polymerase II cis-regulatory region sequence-specific DNA binding; DNA-binding transcription factor activity, RNA polymerase II-specific. The record is from RefSeq and is a predicted model, not a curated record. Gene Ontology annotation, biological process: regulation of transcription by RNA polymerase II.